This is a messenger RNA of Bemisia tabaci, 3833 nucleotides long. RefSeq names its product protein tyrosine phosphatase non-receptor pez (gene Pez). The record is from RefSeq and is a predicted model, not a curated record. Gene Ontology annotation, molecular function: protein tyrosine phosphatase activity. Gene Ontology annotation, cellular component: cytoskeleton. Lineage: Eukaryota; Metazoa; Arthropoda; Insecta; Hemiptera; Aleyrodidae. Gene Ontology annotation, biological process: protein dephosphorylation.
UGAUUUUGAUUUUUAGGUUAUUUCAGCAUGUCACAGAAUUUUCCUUCCCAGGGAGCUGUGAUGAACAGACGGUUAACAUGCAAGUGUGCUUGAUCAUUCUCAGAUUAAUGCCUUCCUCAUUUUUCAAUCAAGUUUUUCUCUUGGUAGCACUAAUUAUCACAGUGAGUGGUAUAAUCAAGUAGUCAUCCAGCUCCUAAGCUGAGCACAUCUGGGGCUAAGUUGGGGAAUAGAACAUGCCUUUUCGCCUACGACUGAAGAAAAGCCGCCAAUACAAUGUUGUAUCAAAGUCGCUCUUCGUCAUUUGCAUUGAGCUGUUGGACAGCACUUCGAUUGAAUGCACUCUGACAUCGGAAAGUAUUGGAAGAGAAUGCCUUGACAAUGUCUGUCAAAGACUUGGUUUGCAACAGCCGGAGUUCUUUGGGUUACGGUAUAUAUCUCGGCAAGGUUACCCUCGAUGGGUGGAAAUGGAAAGACCCUUGAAACGGCAACUGGACAAACAUGCUCGAGACAUGAGUCUUUACUUGAGGGUUAUGUACUAUGUAUCUGGAGUAAGUUUGCUCACAGAUGAAAUGACUAGGUAUCAUUAUUUUCUUCAGCUAAAAAAUGAUGUGAUUGAAGGUCGCAUUUGUUGUGAUGUGGAUCAAGCAGUAUUGCUAGCUAGUUACAGCAUGCAAGCGGAGUUUGGCAACCAUGAUCCAGAGCGACAUACCGCAGAAUACCUGAAAGACUUUGCUCUCUUUCCAAAACACUUCACAGAUACGAUUCAGUUGGAAAGUAUGACUGAGGCAGUUAUCUGUCAUCAUGCAUCUCUAGUAGGAUUAGCUCAAGGCACCGCAGAAGAGUAUUACAUCUUAGCAACUCAACAGCUGGAUGGAUACGGCCAAGAAACAUUCUUAGCCAAGGACGAAAAUGGGAGUGAAGUCAUAAUUGGAAUCACUCUCACAGGCAUUGCAGUUGGUUACGAAAACACACAAACCUCUUCAUUUUACAGGUGGAAGGAAAUAACGAAUGUCGUCAAUCAUAAGCGUUAUUUUGGAAUCGAGUGUCAAGUUUCAGAUGACACAGUUCAAUUCCAAUUCAGAGAUGUCGAAUCGGCAAAGUAUGUUUGGAGAAUGUGCGUCUAUCAGCACACAUUUUUCAUGCAGAAUGAACAAGCAACUGACCUAGGAAACACAGCACAGAUUGUACGGAGUCUUUUUACACAAGCUGUGCCACCACAAAGUGCUAUCUUCAGUGGUAGCGGUGAAGAACUGGAAAGAGAGCAUGGUGGCAGGAAUGACCGGAGAGUUAAAAGAGCCCAAUCAACCUCUUGUCUUGAUCUAGCAUCACCUUCAGAUGUUAACAAACUUCGCGCAUUGCUGCCAACGUAUCGACCAGCUCCUGACUAUGAGACAGCUGUACAACAGAAAUACCAAAACCAAAUGAACAACUCAGUCUCUGCUAUGUACAGCAGUCAGCCAGAAAUUCACACUGCUCAACUCCAUGAGGGUCUUCAGUUCAAGAACAUUGUGCGGCCGUUUGGUCAUUUUCCGGAUGUGACUAAUGUUUACUCGGACGAUUCACAGCAGCCCUUGAUAAAGACGGUCAAUCACCCUUUAUCUUCUCUUCAUCCGUACAGAGGACGAGGGACUCUUGAUGAGAAUGGGUUGGUGUCUGGAGUAGAACUAUUGCAACUCUAUAAACCACCACCACCAUAUCCAACAACACAAACUCGACCUAGUAGCAACAGCACUCCUGAUCUUGCUUCCCAAACCCUCGGUCAACAUUCAGUUAUCAAUGCUCAGGUCAGUGGAUCAAGCCCAGACCUAGUAUCUUCAAGGAACCUCCAUCAGCACUAUGCAGGAGCGCUCCUUCCCAAUCCUGAAGCCCACAGGACGUACACCAAUUUAGCAGCAGUAUUAGGCUCACAUCAGCGCUUGGAGGAACUGCAGAGGCGGAUGGGCAACCGCAGCAUUGCAUACUACUUACAACACAGUGCUACGCCUGUCCUUCAUCAAACAGUACCAUACACAUCUGUUACAAACCUAAAAUUUUUUCCCAACAACAAAGGUUUGGCCCAAGUCUCAGAGCCUAUUUAUGAAAAUGUUCCAUUACCAUGGGUGAUGCCAGGAAAAAGAGAAACUAAUAGCCCUGACCAACGGUUAAGGAGCAGUGAGCCAAACCUUCCAAUUUCCCCGGAACCAAGGAUUCAUACAUCAGCAUCAAAAGCAAGGAAAGCAGUAUUGGAAACCAACAACAACAUCAGUAGUAGUCAACAUGUUGCACACGUAGCAACAGUGCCCAGUGUAGAACCAAUGAUUCCUCAUUCCACAGCCGUUAACUCUCAUGUUGCCAGCACAGUAUUGUCUUCUGUCAAUCAGUCCUCAAAUUCGUUAAACCAGUUUCUCCAAUCAGAAGAUAGGAAUGAACUUGCACCUGAACAGUAUUCACACAACCUAUCCACUGAUUUAAGUUUUUUAAGUGGUAGCGGUUCUAUGGAAGAAAGGACAGAGAAAGGGCGAAAAAUGUGGAGUGGCCUUGUUGGCAGUAAAAAAAGUGAACCUCCCAGUCUAUUGAACAAAAAAGCCACAGGAAAUAAAAAUGUAGCAUCUGACUUACGUUGGAGCAUGGAUCUACGUUGGCUACCUGCUAGUUUUGGUAUUUACCCUGCCACUUCGAAAGAACCGAUGUGUCGGGCGUUGGAAAAAGCACUGGGAGAUGACAAUCAGCUUUUCUUUGAAUUUGAAAAGAUUCCGAAGGUCAAGUAUGAUGCCGACUUCACCACAGCACUUUUAAGUGAAAAUGUCCACAGAAAUAGGUAUCCAGAUAUCUUACCCUAUGAUGAGAAUCGAAUCAGACUCAGUCCUAGUAAAGAGAACAAGUUGGGUUAUGUCAAUGCUUCCCACAUUACGGCUUCUGUUGGGAACCAGCAGAGGUUUUAUAUUGCUGCUCAAAGUCCAUUAUUAACGACCGUGUCAAAUUUUUGGCAAAUGGUGUGGGAAAUGGAUGUCUACUUAAUUAUACAAUUGAAUAGUUCAGCGAAUGAAAAUACGGUUAAAUACUACCCUCUUGUACCUGAGAAGCCACUGCUGGCAGGAGAUUUCGAAAUUCAGAAACAAUUCUCUCAAGAAUCAGGGCACUGUAUCACCACCCGAUUACGAGUUCAUGAAGCUGGUGCAAGUAGGAGGGCACGUGGUGUUUGGCAUUUGGAGUAUACAGAUUGGGCAGACCAGGGCUGCCCAAACAAUGUUGCCCAUUUUUUAGGUUUCCUGGAAGAAUUGAGCUCUGUCAGAGAGCACACAAUUACAGAAUUACCUGCAGGGCUCAACUGCAAUCCUCCUGUCCUUGUUCAUUGUAAUAAUGGCGUCGGAAGAACUGGAGUUACCAUUCUUUGUGAUUUAUUGCUCUACACUUUAGAUCAUAACCAGGAAAUAGAUAUUGCAAGGACAAUCUUUAUCCUCAGACAUCAACGAAUGUUGAUGGUGCAGACAGCUGCUCAAUACAGAUUUGUUCAUAGUCUCCUUUUAUUUUAUUCGAAAAACUCACGUUUAAUUUGACCACAGAUCAUUCUUUCUGCACAAAGGCAGAUCGCAUAGGAACACCUUUACAGCUCCAAUUCUCAUGUUGGAUUUCCAAGCUAUUUCCACCCGUUUCUUAUUUGUUUUGCUCCUCCUAUCAGCCUUCGACUAAUUUAUCAUUAUUCGCUAGAAAUUUUAAGUAUUGUUUCGCAAGUUGCCUUGUACAGUUUUUCUGUAUGCAUGUUUCUAACUAUUAUUUUUACUACUAUAAGUUUUUUUAUAUCCUGACUGUAAUGUAGUAUACUUAAAGAUAAAUUGUUUUUUACUGGUUUUGCA